AUGGGUGGAAGUGUGAGCAAGAGUGGGAGGAGGAGUUCUGAGAAAUAUGUGAUGAAUUUGAAGGAGAAAGUGAGGCUCUUGCAAGAGGACAUAAAGGAGAUGAUGUAUGAGAGGGAGAAGGAGAGUAGGAGCUACGAGAGGGAAAUAAUGGUGUUCACUUUCAAGGAGGCAGAUUGGAAGCAGGAGGGGAAGAGGCUGAGGGAGGAGGUGAAGCAGUUGAGGAGUUUGGUGGAAGAGAAGGAUGAGAAGAUAAGGGAGAUGGAGGUUGGAAUGAUGGAGAAGAACAGUGAGAAGGAGUGGGAAUUGAUGGGGACUAAGCUCUUGGUUGAGCAGAUGAAGGAGGAGAGAGCAAGGAGAGAUGAAGCUGUGGAGAAAUGGAAGAAACUUUAUCUUGAAAUCAAGACAGAGCUUGAUGAACUCAUUCAAAGAACAUAUGAUGGGGAUGGUCUGUAUUGGAAAGCAGAGGAAAAUGACAUCCAAAUGGAAAAUCUGAGGAAGGAAUUGCAAGAAAAGGAGGAAACUAUCAAGUCCUUAAAAUCCCAAUUGCUUUCAAUGGAGAAAGAGAAGUACAAAAAGGAGAGGGAGUUUGACUUGUUAAGGCAAAGCCUGAGGAUCAUGAAUGGCAAGAAGAAUUCAAUUCAAACAAAAGAGAAGCUCUUGAAGAGCAAAUUGGGAAAAUGA
Messenger RNA from Sphenostylis stenocarpa, 681 nucleotides. Lineage: Eukaryota; Viridiplantae; Streptophyta; Magnoliopsida; Fabales; Fabaceae. The record is from the annotation of a GenBank genome assembly.